This is a messenger RNA of Cucumis sativus (cucumber), 3010 nucleotides long. RefSeq names its product lipoxygenase 2, chloroplastic. The record is from RefSeq and is a predicted model, not a curated record. Gene Ontology annotation, biological process: lipid oxidation. Bases 63 to 2765 code for a protein of 900 amino acids. Gene Ontology annotation, molecular function: oxidoreductase activity, acting on single donors with incorporation of molecular oxygen, incorporation of two atoms of oxygen; protein binding; metal ion binding. The transcript is spliced from 9 exons. NCBI's taxonomy places the organism in Eukaryota, Viridiplantae, Streptophyta, Magnoliopsida, Cucurbitales, Cucurbitaceae.
GGUGGGAAUUGUUUGUAAUUAAACACCCUUGUCACACAAGAAAUUAUAAUCCAAGUUUCAAAAUGGGGGUUAGAAAAAUUGUAAGUGUUGAUGUGAUACCCAAGAUCAACGAAAAGUUUCCUUCCGAUGAUACCCUCUUUCUUAAGUUUGCUAGCUCCGAUUUGGAUAGCGAUGGGCAAGAAAAGGCAUUGAUCGAAGGUGUGGCAAAAAUACAUAAGAAAUCAGAUCAGAAGUACAAUUACGCUGCCAAAAUUGAAGUUCCAGAAGGUUUUGGAGAGAUUGGAGCUGUGAUUGUCGAACUGAAAGAAAAAUCUACUGAGAGAUUUAUCGAUACUAUUUUUGUUACGAAUCUGGGCGGAUCGACGAUCGUGCAAGGAGAGACCGAUGGCCUUCCUGGACUGAUUAGGCGUAUAUAUACAUACUUAGUUGUUCUGUUUUCUAUCAUAAGACUUGUUUUUGAUUCAGUGAUUAGGUGCACAAAAUUGUGGUUUCGUGCCCCCCCACAGCAGGCUUCAACGACAGUCGGAGGUUUGGGUUCGCCACUGCAUGCAAACUGCUCAACAUCUCAAAACUCAGUUACGUUCAGCUGCAAUUCAUGGGUUCAACCCAAAAAUCUUAUUCCUGACCAACGCAGGAUCUUCUUUUCCACUAAGUCCUGUUUGCCGGGAGAAACACCAGCCGGAUUGUUGAAACUGAGAAAAGAAGACCUUGCAAAUCUAAGAGGUGAAAUGAAAGAUGGAACAACAGAUAAGAAUGAGCGUAAGCCAUUUGAAAGAAUUUAUGAUUACGAUGUCUACAAUGAUCUCGGAGAUCCUGACACAGACACAAAAUGGUCAAGGCCUGUUCUUGGUGGUUCGGAUGAGUAUCCUUACCCUCGACGUUGCAGAACCGGUCGUCCUCCUGCUGUGUUGGAUCCAAGUUCAGAACGAAGAGUUGAGGGAAGCUUUUAUGUUCCAAGAGACGAAGCAUUCUCAGAGGUGAAAGAGAAAAUGUUCCCAAUGAACGCAGGAAAGAAAGAUAAGUUGGGAAACAACCCUUUUCCCAACUUCACUGAAGUUGAUUUAAUGUUCAGAGAUGGCAUUGAAAUCCCUCCCUCUUCUCACGACAUUCUUAAAUUUAAUAUAAUCGCCACACUUAAUUCAUCAAAUGAUCAACCCGCCCCACCUUCUGUUGAUCAGUCAAAUAUCAUUCAACCGGACAGCACCAAACUUAGAUUCCCUCCACCUGAGAGUCUCAAGAGAGACAAGUUUCUUUGGCUUAGUGAUGGUGAAUUUGCAAGACAAACACUUGCUGGUCUCAACCCUUAUUGUAUACAGUUGGUCAAGAGCUGGCCUUUGAAGAGUGAGCUUAACCCUCAGGAUUAUGGACCUCAAGAAUCUGGAUUUACCACUGAAUUAGUUCAAAAAUUAAUAGGAGGUUUCAUCACAGUUGAGGAGGCAAUAGCGCAAAAGAAAUUGUUUGUAUUGGAUUACCAUGAUAUUUUAAUGCAAUAUGUAGAGAAAGUAAGAAGCAUUAAGUGGACAACACUAUAUGGAUCAAGGACAUUGUUUUUCCUAAACUCAGACGAUACUUUGGAGCCCUUGGCAAUCGAGCUGACUCGCCCACCAAUGAAUGGAAAGCCCCAAUGGAAAAAAGUUUACUCACCGAGCAUUGAUCAUGCCACAGAUAUCUGGCUAUGGAGACUGGCUAAAGCCCAUGUUCUUGCUCAUGAUUCUUGUGUUCACCAACUCGUUGUUCACUGGCUUAGAACUCAUUGUUGCAUGGAGCCAUAUGCAAUUGCCUUAAAUAGACAAUUGAGUACUAUGCAUCCAAUCUAUAGAUUAUUGCAUCCUCAUUUUCGAUUCAACAUGCGUAUCAACUCAAAUGCUCGUGAAAUUCUAAUCAAUGCCGGAGGCAUCAUUGAGAGCACAUUCUCUGCUAGAGGUUAUUGCAUGGAAUUUAGUUCUUUGGUGUAUAAGAAAGAGUGGCAAUUUGACACACAAGCACUGCCCGAGGACUUAAUUCGCAGGGGAAUGGCAGAAAGAGAUGAAAAGGCACCACACGGUCUUAAGUUGGCCAUAGAAGACUACCCUUUCGCCAAUGAUGGUCUAAUUCUAUGGGACGCCCUGGUGGAAUGGAUGACAGAGUAUGUGAACCAUUAUUACCCAGACGACAAAGCUAUAAAGAAUGAUAAAGAAUUGGAAGCUUGGUGGAAUGAAAUAAAGGAAAAGGGGCAUCCAGAUAAAAAAAAUGAAGUAGGGUGGCCUACACUAGAAACCACCAAAGACCUUAUUCAGAUUGUGUCAACAAUAGCAUGGGUAGGAUGUGGACACCAUUCUGCCGUCAACUUCAUUCAAUACGCACAUGCAGGCUAUUUUCCUAGCCGACCCAGCAUUGCAAGGAUCAACAUGCCUACAGAGGACUUUGACCUAAUUCCAGAAAAGUUAAUAAACAACCCUGAAAGUGUGAUGCUUGAAGCCUUCCCUUCAAUAGCUCAGGCUUCUACCGUGGCACAAACUAUGUUGAUAUUGUCUGCCCACUCUCCAGAUGAGGAGUAUAUUGGGAAGAAGAUAGAGCCAGCCUGGGCUGAGGACCCGAUGAUAGCCAAAGCCUUUGAUAAGUUUAAAAUGAAGUUGGAUAAGCUAGAAAAGACCAUCGACCAAAGGAAUGAGAACAGUGAGUUGAAGAAUAGGCGUGGAGCUGGACUUGUGCCUUAUGAGGUUCUUAAACCAACCUCAGGUUCUGGGGUCACAGGGAAGGGAGUCCCGUACAGUGUUUCCACCUGAACCACAUGAUCCUCUCGCCUUCCAACUUUUGCCUUUCAUUUGAAAUAAUAAGACGCAAUGCAAUUUGUUCUUGUUUGUCUUUUUCUCUCAUGCAUGGUUUUAGUAAAACCACUAGGUUAGAUUUCUACUAUUUUUAUUUCAUCAUCCUUAUUUUGUUAGUUUUGUGAUAUGGCCAAAAUUUGGAAUGUUGUUGCUUUUUGAGAUAAAAUAAAUUAAAAUAAAUAAAAAAAUACAUUUUUGAGUAA